CAGUAGUGUUGCUUCGUGGCGGCCCUGAUUCAGUUGUCAGGGGCUAGGAACCAUUUUACCAACAAAGGGAGCUGAGACUUUUGAUCGGCAAGUGUUGGAGAAACGCGUUGGCUGCUAUCAUUCACCCUGCUGGGCCUUGGCUCAGAGAUUGGGGUCUCGUGGUUGUGCUUGCAUAGACAGCAUGGAGUGGGGAAAGGUGAUUUCUUUGAACACGACGCCCUCCAUCGGAUCGACCCCACUGGACAUUGAGGUGGAUGAUUUUCCACCUGCAAAGACAGAGCGGAACUUGGCUGAAGGCAUCAAGAGUCUUUACCAGACUUGCCAGAUGUACGAUCUGAACUUGGUGGUGGGGAAGACCAGCUUGCCUGCACACAAGGUGGUGUUGGCAUCCAUGAGCACUGCAUGCUGCGAACAAGUGCGGAAGGCUGUUGCUGAAUUUGAGCAAGGUCGUGAACCACGUGAAGCGCUGCAGAGCACUGAACAGGUGAAGACCGGUCCAGAGGCGGAGGCGGUCGUUCCUCUCCAAGCGACUGGAGAGGCCCUUGCUGCUUCACCACCGGUGUACAGCAACCAGUGGAAGCCUGACUCUCCCUCCGAAGGUGAGAAAGCUCCUGCUCCAGAGCGUGUAUCUCCAAACAAAGACACUUCUCAGGAAAAGUCUCGGCCCUCCUCGCGACCUGAGCUGGUCCUUGACAUUGCCAGUCCUGAGGCUGCAAGGGCUUUGCUCGACAUGGUCUAUGGACUGGGACGUGAAUACAACAUCACCUCCGAUGAGGCCAACAAAGAUGUCUUACGACUGGCUAAGCAGCUGGACAUCCCCUCCUUACAGGAGCUUGCGACCAGAUAUUUGGGUGAGCAAUUGUCAAGUGAAAAUGCAGUUGCACGGUUACAGACCUGCCAGGAGUUCGGCCUGGAUGAAAUGUAUGAUGCCAUUGUGGAAGAAGUUGUGAUGACCAGGGAUGCGUUGCAACUUGUCGCAGCCAACGAGGAGG
Durusdinium trenchii is the source of this 992-nucleotide messenger RNA. NCBI's taxonomy places the organism in Eukaryota, Dinophyceae, Suessiales, Symbiodiniaceae. The record is from the annotation of a GenBank genome assembly.